Peromyscus maniculatus bairdii (prairie deer mouse) is the source of this 3648-nucleotide messenger RNA. It is a transcript of the gene Clcc1, whose product is annotated as chloride channel CLIC like 1. Gene Ontology annotation, cellular component: endoplasmic reticulum; membrane. NCBI's taxonomy places the organism in Eukaryota, Metazoa, Chordata, Mammalia, Rodentia, Cricetidae. Gene Ontology annotation, molecular function: chloride channel activity. The record is from RefSeq and is a predicted model, not a curated record.
GGCGCUGGAGCCCGGCGCGCGCGCACGGCGUCAGAGGUAGGCGGCCCGGCGUCUUCCGCGUCCGGGCUGGCCGCCGUCGCUCUGGGCGGGCAGGGUGACCGUCGAAAGCCUCGUUCAGGAUGCUGUAUUUGCUGCUCCUUUGUGGAUGUCUUUUGCCAAUAACUGGUUAUGCUCAUGAUGAUGACUGGAUUGACCCCACAGAUAUGCUUAAUUAUGAUGCCGCUUCAGGAACAAUGAGAAAAUCUCAGGUGAAAUAUGGUACAUCUGAGAAAACGGAAGUGAACCCUGACUUGUCAAAUGCCGAGGAAUUAUCAGACUGUUUGCACAGACUUGAUUCUUUGACUCACAAGGUUGAUGACUGUGAAAAGAAGAAAAUGAAAGAUUAUGAAAGUCAAAGUAAUCCUGUUUUUAGGAGAUACUUAAAUAAGAUUUUAAUUGAAGCCGGCAAGCUUGGACUUCCUGAUGAAAACCAAGUUGAUAUGCAUUACGAUGCCGAGAUUCUCCUUACCAGACAAACACUACUGGAGAUACAGAAGUUCCUCCGUGGAGAAGAGUGGAAGCCAGGCGCCUUGGAUGAUGCGUUAAGUGAUAUUUUAAUCAACUUUAAGUGUCAUGACUCAGCAGCAUGGAAGUGGCGAUUUGAAGACUCCUUUGGAGUGGACCCGUACAAUGUGUUUAUGGUACUCUUGUGUCUGCUCUGCAUUGUGGCCUUGGUGGCUACGGAGUUGUGGACGUACGUUCGCUGGUACACGCAGCUGAGACGAGUUUUUAUCAUCAGUUUUCUCUUCAGCUUGGGAUGGAAUUGGAUCUAUCUGUAUAAGGUAGCUUUUGCUCAGCAUCAGGCCAACGUUGCCAAGAUGGCGCCAUUGGAUGAUGUGUGUGUUGAGAAGCUGGAUUGGACUGGAAGUCUCUGGGAGUGGUUUAGAAGUUCAUGGACCUAUAAGGAUGACCCAUGCCAAAAGUACUAUGAGCUCUUAUUAAUCAACCCUAUUUGGUUGGUCCCGCCAACAAAGGCCCUGGCCGUUACAUUCACGAACUUUGUGACAGAACCAUUAAAGCACAUUGGAAAAGGAACGGGUGAAUUCAUUAAAGCCCUCAUGAAGGAGAUCCCGGUGCUCCUGCAGAUUCCUGUGCUGGUGAUUAUAGCAUUGGCUGUCCUGAGCUUCUGCUAUGGUGCUGGAAGGUCAUUCCCCAUGCUGAGACACUUGGGUGGUCCUGAAAGAGAAGCUCCCCGGGCCCUUGAGCCAGAUGGCAGACGCCGGCUGAAGGAGCCUGACUAUAGACUCCAGGGUGGAGCAGGUGAUGCAGACUUCUCUUACAGGGGCCCAGCUGGCUCCAUCGAGCAAGGCCCCUAUGACAAAACGCAUGUGUGUAAAAGAGAUGUGUUGAGACAGAGAGACGUUGAUAGGAGAUUUCACACUGGCAACAAGAGCCCCGAAGUGCUCCGGGCAUUUGACUUACCUGACACAGAGGCGCCAGAGCAUCCACAAGUGGUACCCAGCCAUAAAUCGUCCAUCGUGAAUACCAACCUCAAAGAGACCAGUGGACUCCCAGGAGAAAGCACCUCAACAGAACACAGCCAGUCUGCCGAGGCUGUCUCCAGCCAAGUUGCAGGGACUGCGGAAGGCUUGCCCACAGCGGAGAAGGCCCCGCUGAAGCUAGACUCUGCAUGCAGCCCACAGGGAGGUGCCACACUCAGCCCAGGAGCUGCAGCAUGCGGGACUGAUCCUGUCAGCAGCCCGUGUGGCUAAGAAACAUGAAGUCAUCUUUGAAGUCUGUAAAGUAUUAACUCUUCAUCCUUCCCUAAAAAUACGUUGAAACUUACUACAAAGCUGCCAACUUUAAUAAUUUUACAGACCAGUAGAAUCUCUUAGCUAUUAAGAUGUAUCUCCUAAUUUUAGGUUUUAGGGUUUUGGACGUUUUCAUAUGAAUGCUAUGGCGAUCAUCACUGUCACGCAGUCGCCUUAAUCACAGUGUGUUUUUGUUAACAAAGCGUCUGUUAGCUGGGGGAAGGGCCUGUGAAACCUAGUUACUCAGAGUUGUUGAUUUUGAUUUAGAUUCAGUGUUUCCAUUGCAAAGGGUUUUUAAUGCAGGCUGGCAACUGCCUCAGCCCCAGAGUGUCGAUCCAUGUGAUCCAUGUGAUCCAUGUUCAGGUAGGCCACCUGCAGAACAAUGGGACCUGCUGGUUACCAGGCUUCCUUGUCACACAUUUUACGUUAGGUCUCACUAGGACAACCUGAGGAUGGUCUGGUUCUAUCAGUAUUUCAGUUUCACACUUUACCGGUGACUCUGACAAUGGCUUCAUUCUCUACCAUGAGGUGCUGGUUUUAUAAAGACCCAGUUCCCAUGUUCAGAACCUAGCAAUUGAUGCUAGUCAGUUUUUAUUAUGGUGAACCAUAAUGUCUUGGCCAAAUGCAAUUAUGGUUUUCAGAGAGCUGUAGAUAGGGAACGAUGUAUUACCUGUGGAUAGAUUGUCAAUCAUUUUUUAAAUCAACAUUUUGUGAUUUUAAGAUGCAUUCUCCAUUUUAAACCUUAAAAAGCAUAUUAUAUAUUUUUGUACAAGUCCCUAGUUAUCAGUCUUUUAUAGCAUAACUAUUGGUUUUUUUAAAGGGACAUAAAGGAGUUGGUAUUGUCAUUUACAAUGUUUGAAUUUCAGCUAGAAACUGUUGAGAAAGCUGUAAGUACAAGAGACUCUAGAAAUGACAGGAAUCUAGCUGUGGCUUCUUUUAUGGACACUGGGGUGUCCUUUGUUGUAACCAUGUCCACACUGCACAUUUUAUUCAGCUGCUUUCCAAACAACGAUACCACUCAAGUAAGUCUUGAAAUUAUCGCAAGGACAUUCAGAGCAGUUGACUUUGAUUUUUUUUACAUACAAAUGUAUGCUAUUCCCCCAUUUUUCAUACUUGGGUAUCUAAAAAACUAAUUUUAUUAUGUCAGCAUUACUUAUUUAGUAUUUCUUCAGGAAGGUAAAAAUUCUCCCUUCCAAAACAAAAGGAUUUUGCAUUAAGACAGUCCUGUAGCAGACAUGUACCCAAUGGAUGAAAGGAUGCAUGUAGCUUUAGACUUUGAACAUCUGUGCAUAAAAGCAGUUAUCUCUGGACUGGACCCAUUCACCCUAACUGGUAAAUGCACUCCCAAAGUGGGAACUGUCCUUUGAGGUCUGGUAUGAGUCUAAAGAGAAAUACCUCCUGUAACAGAUGUUCCUGAGAGGAAAGGCAGUACUGUUAGCACUACUGAUUGUUUUUAAUCCAAAAAUGAAUACUUAAAAAUAUUUACAGUCUAAAAAAAAAAAAAAACCUUUACAACCUCAUCUUUGUAUUUUCCUUACAGAUCCCCAUUUGGGAAUGGAGUCUCCUUUGACAGCUAGCAAAGCGGCAUGCUGUUGAGUGGUUACAGCAGUUCAGGAAGACUUGACUAAAGCAGGGGGACAUGUCCAGGCCAGUGUACUGCAGGAAAGAGAGAAGGCGUGUCCCACUUGACUAGCAAGGGUUUGUCACUGGGGUUAAAGCAUAUUGUAACUGGCUUUUAAGAAACUAAGAACAGGGUAGGUAGCUGUUAAAAGCACUUUUUAAAAUGGAAUAAAUGUUGAAUGCUUACAGGGUCUUAAGAACCACUGUGAACACAAAAUAAACACUUAUUUUUACAUUA